Tricharina praecox is the source of this 978-nucleotide messenger RNA. RefSeq lists its product as uncharacterized. NCBI's taxonomy places the organism in Eukaryota, Fungi, Ascomycota, Pezizomycetes, Pezizales, Pyronemataceae. Bases 354 to 872 code for a protein of 172 amino acids. The transcript has a single exon. The record is from RefSeq and is a predicted model, not a curated record.
GCACUCGGAGCAUGAGAUAGAUACUCUGGUUGGUGCCUUCGAAACGGCGAUGAUGAGCUGCGCUCUUCCCGCCGGUGCCGCUCGCGGCCCAUUCACCAUCCCCCCAUCCCCCUCUUCUCAUCCCCUCUCCUCAUCCCCUCAUCCCAUCUACAUACUAACCAUACACAUGUACGACUCCAUUGAGCAAACCGUCCGUCUAUACACAUUUCCCCAUAUGCCAUCCCUGCGUAGCUCCAGCUUGGCGGCAGAAAAGGCGGCUCCACACGUGAUUGACGACGCAUGCGCGCACCUGCAGUACUGUACUCUACUGUACUCUACUGUACUCUAAUCCGCUCGACUCGACUCUACUCCAAAUGAAGCAAUACUGUUUGGAUUGGGAAGAGGAGGAGCAAAGUGCCGUGUUAAUGGGGAAAGAUGCUCCUGCCUUCGCGGCAGUUGGGCGGCGGGGAGACUUCAAAAGCAAGCAAAACACACAACACAUCGUCAGUCGGAAUUGGAGCUUGCAGGCGAUGCGCCGAGGCUUUGGACCACGUAUAUACAUAUGUGUGUACUUUAUUUUCAUCGUGAUACAUACGAUGGCGAUGGUGUUGACAGUUGUCGUUGUUCACCGGAUUUCGUUCCGUUUCCUGCGAUGUCUAUGCGAACGUAGUCUACCCCGCUCUCCUCCAUCGCUCCAUCGUACUCGCCAAAAAAAAACUUUCUAUGUGCUCUGUAUGUAUGUAAAGGUACGUACAGCGAAUACAUAUGUCGGCACAUAUCCUGCAUACAUACCAACUUUUUUUCUUCGCGUCGGUGAAGAAGAGGGACGCAACGACGACAAAGUCGAUGAGCGUGCAGGAAAACCUUUACCGUGCAUCGCGAAGAUGCCAUGAUGGGAUGCCAUGCCAUGCCUUGGGAUGCCAUGGUGCGGUGUGGUGCGGUGUGGUACGCGGUGCAGUGCACGGAUCAUCUGCGUCCCCGAGCGCUUCGUCGGCGGUG